CCAGAUUUAGCUUAGUAAAAAGAUUCAUCAAUUUAACAAGACAUCUUUGCAAUGCCCACUCUGCUUCAAACAGCUCCAAUGUCUGAGUCUGAAUCAUCACGGCCUCCUUUGGUUUUCGCCUACUACGUUACUGGUCAUGGCUUUGGCCACGCCACUCGUGUCGUUGAGGUGGUUCGGCAUCUGAUCUCGUCUGGACAUAGAGUUCACGUUGUCUCUGCUGCUCCAGAGUUUGUUUUCACCACUGAGAUCCACUCUCCAAAUCUCUUUAUCCGAAAUGUACUAUUGGACAUUGGAUCUGUACAAUCUGAUGCUUUAACCGUGGACCGUCGUGCUUCCUUGGAGAAGUAUUGCGAGAUUGCGGUUGAACCUCGUGACUCUAUCUUAGCCGCAGAGGUUGAGUGGCUUAAGUCAAUCAAAGCCAACCUUGUGGUCUCAGAUGUUGUCCCCAUCGCUUGCCGUGCUGCUGCAAAUGCCGGGAUCCGCUCUGUUUGCGUCACCAACUUCAGUUGGGACUUCAUAUAUGCGGAAUAUGUGAUGGCAGCAGGACAUCAUCACCAGUCCAUUGUUUGGCAGAUAGCUGAGGAUUAUUCGCAUUGCGAGUUUCUGAUUCGCCUUCCCGGACACUGUCCUAUGCCUGCUUUCCGUGAUGUUAUUGAUAUUCCCCUUGUUGUGAGACCAUUGCAUAAGUCUAGACAAGAGGUCAGGAGAGAGCUUGGAGUUCCAGACGAUGUGAAACUACUCAUCUUUAACUUCGGUGGUCAACCAACUGGUUGGAAACUGAAGGAAGAAUAUCUCCCAGCUGGUUGGCUGUGCCUGGUUUGUGGCGCUUCUGCGAAGCAGGAGCUUCCUCCAAAUUUCAUAGGACUUCCAAAAGAUGUUUAUACUCCUGAUGUUAUUGCUGCUUCAGACUGCAUGCUCGGAAAAAUUGGAUAUGGAACUGUGAGUGAAGCACUUGCAUGCAAGUUACCCUUCAUUUUUGUGCGAAGAGAUUAUUUCAAUGAAGAACCAUUCUUGAGAAAGAUGCUUGAGUAUUACCAAGGAGGAGUUGAAAUGAUCAGAAGAGAUCUUCUUGCUGGAUGUUGGGCCCCUUAUCUCGAGCGUGCUGUUACAUUGAAACCGUGUUACGACGGAGGCAUUGAUGGUGGCGAGGUGGCAGCUAAAAUACUGCAAGACACUGCUAUGGGGAAGAAACGUUCUAAGCUCAAUCUUAGCGGGGCGAGGAGACUCCAGGAUGCAAUAAUACUAGGCUUCCAGCUACAGAGAGCUCCAGGGAGAGAUCUUUCAGUUCCAGAAUGGUAUCAAGUCUCUGGAGACGAAUCUGGGACUCCUCUGGUUGAUCAGACUCAGAACUCCUCCAAGUUUGUAGAAGGCUUUGAAAUUCUUCAUGGAAAUCACCAUGGCCUUAUAGAUACAAUCAGUUUCUUGGAUAGUUUGGCGACUUUAGCUAAAAUAGGAGGGCAUCAUCAAGAAAGAGAGCAUUUAGCAGCAGCAGCACUUUUCAACUGGGAGGAGGAUAUUGUUGUGGCGAGGGCACCUGGUAGACUUGAUGUAAUGGGAGGCAUUGCUGAUUACUCUGGAAGUCUUGUCUUGCUGAUGCCAACGAGGGAGGCUUGCCAUGCAGCUGUCCAGAGGAAUCAUCCUAGCAAACAGAAACUAUGGAAGCACGCCGAAGCAAGACAUCAUUCAAGAGACACUCCCAUACUUGAAAUUGUUUCAUUUGGAUCGGAGUUGAGCAACAGAGGACCAACUUUUGACAUGGACUUGUCUGAUUUUAUGGAAGAAGAUGGGAAACCAAUAUCUUAUGAGAAAGCCUACCAUUACUUUUCCAAGGAUCCAUCUCAAAAGUGGGCAGCAUAUGUUGCAGGUACGAUUCUGGUACUAAUGAGAGAGAUGAACGUUCGUUUUGAAGAUAGCAUUAGCAUACUGGUUUCGUCGACGGUUCCUGAAGGCAAAGGAGUAUCUUCCUCUGCUUCAGUUGAAGUUGCUACCAUGUCUGCUAUCGCUGCUGCUCAUGGUCUUGAGAUAUCGCCGCGAGACGUGGCUUUGCUUUGCCAGAAGGUGGAGAAUUAUGUUGUUGGAGCACCUUGUGGAGUGAUGGAUCAAAUGGCUUCUGCUUGUGGAGAAGCUAACAAGCUUCUUGCUAUGAUCUGUCAGCCUGCUGAGAUACUAGGACUUGUUGAAAUACCUUCUCACAUUCGCUUCUGGGGGAUCGAUUCCGGAAUACGACACAGUGUUGGUGGUUCAGACUAUGGCUCUGUGAGGAUAGGAGCUUUUAUUGGUAAAACAAUGAUAAGAUCUUUUGCAUCUUCUGAAACCAACUCAGGAGAGGCUGAAGAGGAGAGCUCGGAGUUGGUAGACUACGAUGCUUCUUUGGAUUACUUAUGCAACCUUUCACCUCAUAGAUUUCAAGCUCUAUACGGAAGUAAGCUCCCACAGGUUAUCACAGGAGAAGAAUUCAUCGGAAAGUAUGGUGAUCAUGGUGAUUCUGUCACAACCAUUGACAGGAAAGGUACUUACCACAUAAUGGCCCCGACUAAACAUCCAAUCUAUGAGAACUUCCGUGUCCAGGCUUUCAAAGCAUUGUUGACAGCAACUCCUUCAGAAGAACAGGUCAUUGGUCUAGGAGAGCUUAUGUACCAGUGCCAUGAUAGCUACAGCGCGUGUGGGCUUGGAUCUGAUGGUACAGACAGAUUAGUGAGACUAGUACAGAAAAUGGAGAAGUUGAAGCACUCUAAAACCGAGAACGGGACUCUCUACGGGGCCAAGAUCACAGGAGGUGGUAGCGGCGGAACAGUGUGUGUUAUUGGAAGGAGCAGUUUGAGAAGCAGUGAACAGAUUCUUGAGAUACAGAGAAAGUACAAGGAAGCAACAGGGUUUAUGCCGUAUGUGUUUGAAGGAUCAUCUCCGGGAGCUGGCAAGUUUGGAUAUUUGAAGAUACGCAAGAACUCUGCUCCUCCUUCUUCCACUUAAAACAUUUCUUCUUCUUCUUUAUUUUCUGCUUAAUAGUAUAGCUUUUGUCAUUGAUAACUUAAAUACAGUUGCAAGAACUCUGUCUGGUCACUUUCGUGUCUUCAUUAAAAUUCAUGCAGCAACGAUUAAAUA
This is a messenger RNA of Raphanus sativus (radish), 3102 nucleotides long. Its product is annotated as L-arabinokinase. Gene Ontology annotation, molecular function: ATP binding. The record is from RefSeq and is a predicted model, not a curated record. NCBI's taxonomy places the organism in Eukaryota, Viridiplantae, Streptophyta, Magnoliopsida, Brassicales, Brassicaceae. Bases 52 to 2970 code for a protein of 972 amino acids. The transcript is spliced from 29 exons.